Durusdinium trenchii is the source of this 1921-nucleotide messenger RNA. The record is from the annotation of a GenBank genome assembly. Lineage: Eukaryota; Dinophyceae; Suessiales; Symbiodiniaceae.
AGCUGCAGCCCCCAAGUUUUGUGUAGAAAAUACUCCCCACUGUUGAGCGUCACAAGUGCGCCGGGUUUUCGUGCAACUGCAGGAGAUGAGAGCAAAUCUUCGCCACUGCAACCUGAUACUUCUCAUGUGCCUUGCUGCGUCAGAGCCGGGCCUUCGAGGACGGCUGAGUGGAACAGGCCUCGAGAAGGGCAAGAUUGAUUAUUCCUCUGGAACGGAGUCGGAGAAUGACAUGAAUUUUUCCGGACCAAUGACCUUCACCACAACCCACCGACCAAGAGCAAGGACAUCCACCCUGAGCACAACGUUCAUUUCCACCUCAACCCACACUACUCGAUCUAGCACAAUCUCGACUUCAACUCAUACCACUCGAACUAGCACAAUGUCCACCUUGACUCAGACUACUGUAACAAGCACAAGAACUACCAGCACUACAACCUCAACAAAAGAUACUAGACCUAUCUGGAGUAAUCCAAUCAUGUUCGAAGAUAGCUCUGCACCGCUCUUCACAUUUUACAUGUACAGAGCGGUUUCAGAUACGGUGUACCCACCGAUGAACGUGAACACGGCGAACUUGGCUGGUGUGCUAUGGUACCUUCACAAUGAGGUGGUUGAGCGAACUCCAAGGAAGUUCGGCAUCACGAAAAUUAUUCGCCUGAAGGUGCAGACACGCGCCCCCCAGACACUGUGGGAGAAAGGAAUGAACUUCGGUGUUCGCCUUGCUUUUGAUUCUGGUCAGGCCACAGGACCCUUUGAGUGUGGCCGUGAUGAGUGGGGCCCAAAGCUUUGCCAAGGCCCCUUCAAUAACAGCAUGGAUGUGGGCAUGCACAACGGCAGUGUGGUGGGUGCCUUCGAGUGGGACACCUAUGGUUACUUUGUGGGAUGCAACAAGCUAGGACACUUUCCCUUUCCCAAUUACAAAAUCUACUACCCUGGAGCUGUUUGGUGGAGCUUACCUGGCCCUUGUCCAUCCAAGAAUUACACGCAGUGGACGGACUGGUGCAAGGAGCGAGAGCCUGGUGGCUAUUGCGAUCAAACACCUACUGGACAGGGAAACUGCACUUGGACAUACGAGGAUGCUGGUGAAAUUACCAUUGACGAGCUCACAGACAUCCGGAACUACACUGCUUUCAUGGAGUCCGGUCGAAAAGAAUACAUGCGAGGACCGGAUCGAGGUCUUGGCUGGACCUGGUGGGAUUCAAAGCGGGAUACCUUGGCCAAUGAGUGGCGGAUAAUGUUGGCCAAGGAGCUCUUCGACAAGAAGUAUCCCAAUUCCACACCAGAGUCCGAGCUCCAAGAACCUGAGUGUGACUUCAACAUGAGGAAGUUCUAUCAGGACAAAGGUUACUACGAUGUGGAAUGCGGGACGGCACAGAAAGGAGAUCGCUGUUACAAUGAUGUGAUGUGGGCGAUGAACACCGGUAUCCAUCAACACCCUGAUUGGUACCGUGGCCUGACGCCAGACGCCUCUUUUGAGGAGUUCCAAGGCUAUUUGUACCGUACCAGUCCCGUGAACCAUGCAUGCCCACCACCCUGCUGAAUGUGGCAGAGGGCAAAACUUUGGAGGUGUCCUUUGCGCCGUUUUCCCAGAGGUGCGGACCACCGAUCUUUUGCGGCAAGAGGCUUGUCGUUGGCUUUUCAUGGCUUUUCAUACUGUCCCUGAAAUGGAAUCAUCUCCGAAUUCAUUGGACGACGGACCAGACGGGUCAGUACAGUGACCCGUUGCACCUGUUGGUGCCUUCAGUGCCAUCCGUCGCUUGAUGCGAGCCAACGUGUUAGCGAGCGGCGGGUGCUUCUCAGAAGCCGCAGCUCGGCUCAACACAUCGCUGGCAAAAUCGCCAGCGAUGACAUGGUAGGAAACCCGUAGAAACUCCUUUGUGAAUCGGCAAGGGUAGUCAUUCAUGAUGAGAUGAUCAAGAGUGCA